AUGGAUAUGACAACAGCGGCCAUGGACCAGGCCCAGGUCUUGUAUGCUCGUGCCAAUACCUCAUCUCAACCGGCAGUCUACAAGGUCAUCGGUAUUACACUCGCAAUCGCUUCGGGACUAUUCAUCGGUACAUCGUUCGUCAUCAAAAAGGUCGGCUUAUUGAAAGCAAACGUCAAAUACAAUGAGGAGGCCGGCGAGGGCUAUGGGUAUUUAAAGAAUCUCUGGUGGUGGCUUGGUAUGACUUUGAUGAUUGUGGGUGAGAUCUGCAAUUUCGUCGCCUAUUGUUUCGUCGACGCUAUCCUCGUUACUCCCAUGGGAGCCCUGUCCGUCGUCGUGACCACCAUCUUAUCUGCGAUUUUCCUGAAAGAACGGCUCAGUUUUGUUGGCAAGAUAGGUUGCUUCAAUUGUAUCAUUGGAGCAACGAUUAUUGCACUGAAUGCUCCCGAGCAAGCAUCAGUCAGUGAUAUUCAAGGAAUGCAACAUUAUGUUAUUGCCCCUGGGUUUCUGACAUAUGCUGGAGUUAUCAUUCUGGGCUGCUUAUUUGUGGUAUUGUGGUGUGGUCCCCGCUACGGAAAAAAGAGCAUGUUUGUCUACAUCUCGGUCUGUAGUUUGAUCGGUGGUCUCAGCGUGGUUGCAACUCAGGGUCUGGGAGCUUCGAUUCUGGCGCAGAUUCGUGGAGAGUCUCAAUUCAAGCACUGGUUCCUUUAUGUGCUGCUUGUUUUUGUCAUUUGCUCUCUAUUAACCGAGAUUAUCUAUCUCAACAAAGCUUUGAAUCUCUUUAACGCCGCUCUCGUCACCCCUACCUACUAUGUCAUGUUCACCAGUUCGACCAUUGUCACGUCCGCUGUGCUGUUUCAGGGAUUCUCUGGCUCUGUAAUGUCUAUAGUGACUAUGGUCAUGGGGUUUUUGACAAUCUGUUCAGGUGUGGUCUUGUUACAAUUAUCCAAAUCCGCCAAGGAUGUUCCCGAUGCAGCCGUCUUCAAAGGUGAUCUGGACCAGAUCAGAGAAGUCAGCGAGCAAGAAGCUUCCGAAAUCGAACCCAAGGCGGAUGCCAUCCGAGGCGCUGCAGCGAUCAUUCGGCGGAUUUCAGUUUCCAGGCAGAAAAUGGAAGAAGAAGAGGCGAAACGGUUUUUCAGAGAGAAACAAGAAGACCAAUUGAGUCAACCCGGCGAUAACGAGAUAAUAGAGUGGGAUGGACUCAGACGGCGGAAGACGGUUAUUGGAGAUCAUCCAAUCAUGACACCUAGAUCGAGUCGUUCUGUCAGAACUCCUCAUCCACCUUUGGGCAUGUCUCGAUUCCCUACUGAAGAUGAAAAUAUGCCGACUCGCACGCCGAGUGGUAACCACUCGUUUCUCAGUGAUGUUCGCAGCCGUGCAUCCACCAUGCUACAAACCCCUCUUCACUGGCGACAACCACAUGAUGAUGACGAGCCACAGACUUCGAUACAUCCCGUGGCCUUGACGGAGAUUGCUCUUAACAAAAACAACAAGCAUGCUGUUGACACUGCUUAUCAUGGAGGUAACGAUGAUCAUUUGGAGCCCCCUUUCCAGCCCCACGCAGGCAGAGAACGCAGCAACACUCCUAGGUCGAUUGUCUGGGCAGAUGAGCGGCCAGACUCAUCGCCGACUCGAAGCACCCAUCUCGCGGCUGAACCACCACACCAGUCUGCACGACGUCAAUUCUCAUUUACCACGUUGUUUGGACGUAAAAAGUCACAUGAGAAUGUAUCGCAUGCCCCAGUCAGCCCUGGUCGUAGCAUUCUGCGAACCACGACACCUCGCCGUGCAGUGAAGGCUGCUACCGAGGAAGAACGACUAGGUCUAGUGAAGGGGGACCGACAAUCAUUGAGCAUGGAACACGACCUUGACGACGACGCAGAUGAAAUGGGAAGCCUUGACGAAAAGAUUAUCCGUUCAUCGUCCCCUGAAAUGUUUGAUCCUGCCAUAGACAAAGCUCUGGAAGACGUAAAGAGGCAGUACAAUACCGCUCGACCUCAUCAAGUUUCUACAUCCUCUUCGAUUUCAACAACGACUUUUCCACCAUACGAAGACACGCAUCAUUAUUAUGAACAACAUGGCCAUGUCCCUCAAUCCGGACAAAUUGGUGGUUAUCACACAAUCCGCCGGGUUUCAUCACCACCUCCACCCCCUCCUUCUCUUCCAACUCGCCCGAACACAGGAUCAUCGUCCAUCUCUUCCGGGAAAAUGAGGAUGAACAACCCCCUUCCUCCCAUCCCAGAUACCACCAACUCUACUACUACUCGAGACCCGGGCUCGGAUUAUGUCCACGUCCCCGUGGGUAACAACCCACCCGCUUAUUCACCGGAACACGGUCAACCCGAUGAUGACGAACAUGACUUCAAUUCCUCCGAAUUUGGCGUCGUAUCUCUACCUUCAUCCUCGUCGUCCACAUCUCCCCCAUCAUCAUCAUCCGCCGGCCGGAGGUAUAGGGAUAGUUACCGUCGACCGGGGCAGAGCCAUACCAGCAACAGCGGCAGCGGCAGUCGAAGCCGAAACAUCACCGGCCAAGGCCAACGACGAAAUCCACGAAGUAACAGUGACAGCAGCACAGGCAGCAGUGCCAGCAACGAAGCGGGCACGCAACGGUUAGUUCGGGAGGAUGCAUUUAUUUAA
This is a messenger RNA of Talaromyces marneffei, 2634 nucleotides long. RefSeq lists its product as uncharacterized. NCBI's taxonomy places the organism in Eukaryota, Fungi, Ascomycota, Eurotiomycetes, Eurotiales, Trichocomaceae. Gene Ontology annotation, cellular component: membrane. Gene Ontology annotation, biological process: magnesium ion transport. The coding region runs from base 1 to 2634 and encodes 877 amino acids. The record is from RefSeq and is a predicted model, not a curated record. The transcript has 2 exons. Gene Ontology annotation, molecular function: magnesium ion transmembrane transporter activity.